Messenger RNA from Morchella importuna, 9417 nucleotides. RefSeq lists its product as uncharacterized. Gene Ontology annotation, cellular component: extrinsic component of membrane. Bases 1 to 9417 code for a protein of 3138 amino acids. The record is from RefSeq and is a predicted model, not a curated record. NCBI's taxonomy places the organism in Eukaryota, Fungi, Ascomycota, Pezizomycetes, Pezizales, Morchellaceae. Gene Ontology annotation, biological process: late endosome to vacuole transport; protein targeting to vacuole; mitochondrion organization. The transcript is spliced from 23 exons.
AUGUUGGAAGGAUUGAUUGCAACGUUGAUGAACCGAUUCCUGGGGAUGUAUAUCAAAAACUUUGAUAGUAAACAGCUGAACGUAGGAAUAUGGAGCGGGGAUGUGAAGUUACGGAACCUGGAGUUGAAAAAGGAGGCCUUAGAUCAAAUGAAGCUGCCUCUUAAUGUAUCAGAAGGUCAUUUAGGGCAAUUGACUUUACAAAUUCCAUGGAGUAAUCUCAAAGGGAAGCCGGUUAAAGUAAUCAUCGAGGAUGUAUACUUACUAGCAGCCCCAAAGGCCGACCAGGAGUAUGACGAAGAGGAAGAGGAACGUAGGCAACAAGCCGUAAAACAGGAAAAACUUCAGAACGCAGAACUUCUGCAAGAACGAAGCACUGAAGGAAUGUCUGAUGAGGAGCAACAAAAGAAUUCUAGUUUUACCAACAGUUUGAUAACCAAGAUUUUGGACAAUUUGCAAAUCACAGUCAAAAACAUUCAUAUAAGAUAUGAAGAUUCCAUUAGUACUCCGGGGCAUCCGUUCGCGCUUGGAUUUACUCUCGAAGAGUUUUCCGCCGUAUCUACAAAUGAACGCUGGGAGCCAAGCUACGUUCAAGACAAUGCCCCAGUAACCCACAAACUUGCUAAACUUGGGUCGCUCGCUAUUUAUUGGAAUACCGAUGCAGAACAUUUUCGCGGCGGCAAAAAGCCUAAAACUCAUGACGAAAUAAUAGAGGCGUUCAAAGGACUUAUCGCUAGUGGCGAUCACAUUCCAGAUGAUCAUCAAUUUGUUUUGAAACCAGUGAGUGGGGAGGGUCGUAUUGAGAUGAGUAAAACCGGUAAACCAGACAGGCCCAAAUUGAAGGCUCAAUUGAUAUUUGAUGAGAUUGGAUUCAUUCUUGACGAGGAUCAAUAUCGAGAUGUUCUUAUGAUGGUCGAUCUCUUCCAUUUUUACAUUCGCCACCAACAGUACAAGAAAUACCAGCCCAAGGGCGUUACACCAAAGGAAAACCCAAGGGCCUGGUUAAAGUUUGCCACAGAUGCUGUACUGGCUCAGAUUCACGAGAAGAAUAGACAGUGGUCGUGGGACUACUUUAGGGAAAGACGGGAUGAUAGGAAACGUUAUAUUGCACUUUUCAAGAAGCAAAAGAAAGAAGAACUACUAGAUCUGGACGAGGAGGAGGAAUUAAGAAAGCUGGAAUGGAAACUGUCCUACCAAGAUUUAAGGUUCUAUCGUUCACUAGCCAGGAACCAGCUUAGGAAAGAAAGGGCGUUGGUAAAGAAACCGGAGGAACAACAGAAACCACAGGGCUGGGUGGCAUGGGUGUGGGGGUCGGCCCCUAAAAAAGAGGAGGAACACGGCUCUAGUGAAGUCAUGACGGAGCAACAACGCAAGGAAUUAUACGAUGCUAUUGAUUGGGACGAGAAAAAGAUCAUUGCGGAGUCUAUUGACCUUCCUCGUGAAACAAUAAAAAUGCAGAUCGAGGCGAGUUUAAGGACUGGGAGUUUUACCCUCAAAAGAGACCCACAUGGGAAAGGAACGGAGAUUCUGUCUCUGCUUUUUGACGCUUUUCAGUCGAGGGUGUUGCAGCGCCCGGAUUCAUUCUACGGGGAGCUUAGUCUUGGAGGCCUCAGAGUUUAUGAUGGCACAACCCCAGGUUCUCUAUUUCCACAGAUCGUAAGAAUCAAGAACCAGCCAGCGCCUCCCGUGGAACAUCAUAUCGAAGAAUUGGACGACGAGCAAACAUCGGAACAACAGCUUCAGAAGGAGUUGGAAGCUCCUUUCUUCCAGGCUUCGUUUGAACAAAACCCCCUCGAUGAAAGUGCUGACUCUGCAAUCACAAUGAAGAUGAGGAGCAUGGAAAUCAUAUAUAAUCCCCGUUUUGUGGAAGAGAUAUUCAAGUUUUUUAAACCACCGGAGCGACACAUGGAAAGUAUCGGCGCACUGAUGGAAUCUGCUGGUGCCACCGUGGAGGGAAUUCGACAACAAACACGGGCUGGUCUGGAGUUUGCGUUGGAAGAGCACAAAACGCUUAAUGCCAAGCUGGAUCUACAAGCUCCUUUGAUUAUUAUUCCCGAGAGCUGUACUGAAAAAAUGGCUAACUGUUUAAUCCUUGACGCCGGUCAUGUCAGUAUAACGAGUGAUCUGGUAAAAAAGUCAGAUAUCAAAGAAAUACAAUCGAAACAGAGGCAAAGAUACAAUGACGAAGACUUUGCUCAGCUUGAGCGAUUAAUGUACGACAAGUUCUCCUUGAAAUUAGAAUCAACGCAGGUUCUAAUUGGGCCCUCUAUCGAAGAAACUGUUGCCCAGCUUCAAAAGAGUUCUGAUAGGAAACACCUUCAUAUCGUUGAUCGAAUUAAUAUUGAUUUUACAGUUGAGAUAUCGAUUCUUCCAAAAGCACCGAAUCUCACCAAAUUCCGGCUUUCGGGACAUCUUCCGGUUCUCCAUGCUUCCUUAUCAGACAAGAAGUAUAAAGCCCUAAUGAAAAUCAUUGACCUGGCAAUUCCGAACCUCGACGGUAGCGAACCAAGCACAUUGGAAAGACCAACAAAGCCACAAAUCCAACAAGCUCAACCCGAAGGAUAUGCAGAACUCCGGCGUCCAAGUGCCUUUCAGUUCUCUGCACAGAAGGAGCUGGUAUUAGAUGAUGAUAGUGACUCUGAUGACGAGCACGAGCAAUUUGAAGAAGCAUCAGACGGGAUUCCGGAUGAUUCGCCAAGCAUACAUCAACGAACAUUUGAACUCAAGUUCACCGUGGGGGAAUUACGGGGAUCACUUUUCAGGGCGGAUCCCGAAGGGGAAAGUCCAGACAAGGAGUUGGUCCUUUUGGUUGCAGAACAUUUUGCCUUAGAUUUCUACAUUAGACCAUUCGAUAUGGGAGCGGAAGUGGUCCUCAAAUCAUUGAACGUCGAGGAUCUGAUUGACGAGGACCCAUCACCGGAUUUUAAACGUAUAAUUACUUCUGACGCUAUGCAAGAACAGAAAAAUGACAACCCACUAUUCUUCGUCAAGUACGUCAAAGUCAAGCGCGAAUCACCAGAGUAUAUGACCGUUUUUGAAGCAAUUGAAACGAAUGUAGACGUAUCUAUCUCAACAAUUAAUGUGGUUGUAACACGAAAAACACUUCUCACCCUUCUUGAUUUCAUUAUUACAACGUUCACGAAUCCCGGUGCACCACCUGCACCACCCCAACCCCGAAGAAUUGAAGACCUGAAGGACGACAAAGAAGAGCAGGUAGAUCAGACCUUGGCUAAACUUGCUCCCGAGGCCGACAAAAUUCGCGUCAAGAUUGAUUUGGAUAGCAUUGCACUCAUCUUGAAUAAUGAUGGAAUUCGUUUAGCUACGUUGAGUCUUGCGAAGGCUGAUGUCGGAAUUUUUCUUAUGGGGAAAACUAUGCGAGUCGGAGCUCGUCUUGGAAACUUCUCCCUUUUUGACGACAUUAACGAAGGUGCAGGCGAAGCGUCGCCAUUACGUCAAUUGAUUAGUAUUCAAGGAGAGGAGCUUGCUGAUUUCCGAUAUGAAACUUUCGAUCCUGAUGUGAAGAGCUCAUACCCUGGGUACAAUUCAUCCGUUUACCUCCGCUCUGGUUCAAUCAAAAUAAACUUUGUGGAGGAACCAUUCCGAAAGAUCAUUCAGUUCGCAGUCAAGUUUGGGAAGAUGCAGGCUCUAUUCAAUGCGGCUAGACAGGCUGCUGUUAACCAAGCUAGUACACUGCAAGAAAAUGCCGACAAGAUGCAUUUUGACAUUAUAGUUCGAACACCGAUUAUAGUUUUCCCCAGGAUACUCACAAAAGAUAGUAUAGAGCGAGAUGUUCUGACAGCAUACUUGGGAGAGCUUUAUGCUCAGAACAAGUUCGUUCCACUUGAAGACGGUGAAGAAUCAGCAAUUGUAAAUAAAAUUUCGGCCGGUAUCAGGAAAACCCGACUUACAUCUGAGCUCCACUUCGAAGAUGGCCGGAAGGAACUGCUUGAGCUGCUUGAUAAACUAGACCUCACAUUCGCAAUCACAUAUAUGGAACACAUUGAGAACACAAAAAGGCCAGACUUAGUGAUAGAGAGUGGUAUGUCGGAUCUCAACUUGAAAUUGACCCAAACGCAAUUCAAAUUUCUCCUGGAGCUUUCUCGGUCAAUCCCGGCCGUGUUUGCUGGCGAGCUGGAUGAAGAAAAUGUUAUUGAGGAAUUGCCUUCCGAAACUUCAGAGCCGGCUAAAGAAGUGAUGGCGGAGAAAAACCAAGAGUCUUCAAAGUCAGAUCAAGCGGUACAUCUGAAUCCUGAAUUAGGGGUUGGGUCAGAUACUUGGACUAAGCUCGACAUGGUCUUCGAUGUUGGCAGUAUUGGAUUGGAGCUCUUCGUCUCUGAUCCCAAUAGUCCCAUCGAGGACCUCGAAGCAGCAAGUUUGUCACGAGCAUCAUUGAACAAAACACAUGUUAAAUUGAGGAUGAUCAGCGAUGGUUCAAUCGAGUCAGAGUUAUUGAUUGAGUCCUUCAACAUUGAGGAUAGUCGACGCCAAGAGUCCAACAAAUUCCGCAAGUUCAUGUCUUCAACCAACAAGGAAGGGUCUCAGUUUAUGGCUAGCUUUACGCUCUCCGGUGGAAUUGAGAGAAAUCUUGUUGCACUCCUCACAAUCGAUAGCCCUAGGAUCAUUUUUGCACUUGAUUAUAUAUUUGCAGUUCGAGACUAUGUGAUGUCUGGAUUGGAAAUAGAGGAAGGUACAUUGGCUGAAGCUCUUGAGGAGAGCUCAGGCAGUGAAGAAGAUUCGGACGAGAGUAAUAUGCGGCUCGCGGUUCCAUCAGACCGGAAAAUACAGUCGAUGGAAACCUCAAAGGCAGUAAAAAAGAGCGAUAAACCAAGUCCACAAACCCAACAAGGGAUCAAUAUAUCCUUUCGUGUUAACAUUGUCGACUCGCAGGUUAUCCUCAUUGCUAACCCGGCGAUCGCUAAUUCUGAGGCAAUAGUUCUCGGCACGAAACAGAUCUUGUUAUCUCAACAACAUGCAUUGACGCUUCAGGUUGAAGAAGUUGGGAUGUUCCUUUGCAGAAUGGACAAAUUUGAGACUAGUCGUCUUCGCAUUCUUGAUGACUUCACCUUAAACUUCUCUAUGGACAGUCGGACGCUCAGUCAAUUCCAGUCGGUUCAGAGUAUCCGCGUCGAGGUUGAGCCGCUGGUCCUCAGGGUAUCACUCAGGGAUAUAUUGCUGGCAACCCAGAUUUUCAACAAAGCCUCCGAAAUGUCUACCCCUAAACAAAGCGCUGAGGCACAAACUUCAGAACCGACAAAGAUAAAGCAGUUAAAGGGGUCAGGCAAAUCUUUGAAGCGGAGAACACCAAGUGGCAGGGGAGUUUCAACCAUGGUCAAAAAGGGAGCAAAGUCAUUCACUACCGGUAGGAGCAACAUUUCACAAAGAGGAGCAUCUGCCGGGGGUGGUUCAACUAUUGUCAAAAGAGAAGAAUUGACUGCAGAGUUUAACGGUAUGAGAGUUAUAUUGAUCGGCGAUCAACAUGAGCUGCCUCUAUUGGAUCUAAGUGUGAAGAAAUUCACUGCCAGGGUUAGGGAUUGGUCGGGAGAGAUGGAUGCCGAUACUAAUAUAGAGACAUUUGUAAACAUCUAUAAUUUCUCAAAAUCAGCUUGGGAGCCUCUGGUCGAGCCAUGGCAGCUUGGGUUUCAUAUGUCUCGAACGGCAAAUCCGGAGAAGUUCUCGAUUGACUUGGUUUCACGAAAGACUCUUGAAGUCACUAUCACUUCACAGACCAUUGCCCUCGCCUCGAAAGCCGCACAAUUCAUGCAACAGGAUGAAGAUAUGUUGACAAAGCCCCGUGGAGUUGAUUCUCCAUACCGCAUUCGAAACCAGACCGGUUUUACUUUGCAUGUUUGGGCUGCAUCAGAUUCUACUGAAAACCAAUCAAUGGCAAUCAAGCUUGACGACGGAGAACAAGCACCCUGGAGAUUCGAAGAAUGGGAGAAAAUGCGCGAGAAUUUAAGUCCUGAAGGAUCGAGUGGGAUAGUUGGAAUUAGAAUUGAGAAUUCCGGAUUUGAGAGCCUUGUUGAAAUUCCGGUAAACAAGGAGGGCGAAACAUUGUACACACUCCGCCCGGCAAAGGAUGGUAUUCUUCAUCGUCUUCUAUGUGAGGUUCACCUUGGAACGGAUAACAUCAAGCACAUCACUUUUAGAUCACCAUUGAGUCUACAAGGUCUUGCCAGGGGAAAGUCAGCCGGCCCCAAUCGAGGCAGCAUAUCACCAAUCGUUGGUAUUAAGACCAGAUGGCUUUGGAGGAACAACCCCAUUACCAAUCUUUAUCCUUAUAUGAAAAUUAAACUGUCCGCACCAUUGGAGGUCCAGAAUUUGCUUCCUUACGAUUUCAAAUUUAGGAUUUAUGAUAGGAAUACAAAGAAGGAAUGGACCAACUUCUUGCGCAAAGGAGGAUUGAGUCCGGUGCAUGUGGUGGAACUCUCUCAUUUGCUGCUUAUGAACAUUGACAUGCAGGACACUGUCUACAACGCCAGCGAAUUUGCAAUCAUAAAUUCAAACGACUCGGAGUUAGCUAAAGAGGACGAUCUUGUGGCAAAGGACAAUCAGGGGCUAGAAUUGAGGCUAGGACUUCAUUACCUUCCGAUCCCCGACAGUGGGGGUGCUUUCCGUGUUACUGUCUACAGCCAUUAUGUUAUUCUCAACAAAACAGGUUUGAACAUGAUGGUCAAGUCAAAAUCACUGCUGCAACAAGCGAAAGUAGCCGCGGGGCAAAUCCAAACAGGUUCCGGUUCUUCUCAAAAAGCAGUGCCAUUCUUAUUUUCAUACCCGAGUGAUGAGCGCCAGAACCGAGCUGUUCUCAGGGUUGGAGAUUCAAACUGGAGUAGACCCCAAAGUUUCGAGGCUAUAGGAAGCGUAACGGAUGUGGUUCUUCCAUCGAUUUCGAAAACAAGUGAAAUUCAUGUGGGUAUCUCGGUGGACGAAGGAGAGGGAAAGUACAACUUAACCAAAGUUGUGACGCUUGCCCCACGAUUCAUUUUGAGGAGCAAACUUUCUGAAGAUCUUCAAAUUCGGGAACCCGGUGCCGGAUCGACUGAAAUAAUGACAUUAAAACCCGGAGAGUUACUUCCGUUGCAUUUUCUGAAGGCUACUCAACAAAAGCAACUUACUUUCCUCUUUCCCGGCAUUAACAAUAGAUGGUCAUCGCCUUUCAACAUAUCUGACUUAGGGUCUACACAUGUCAAGAUGCAUAAGGCGAAUCAACGUCAGUCUCUUAUCAGGGUUGAUAUAUUACAGGAAAAAGCUACUAUUUUCAUUCACAUCAGUCUAGAGAAGAACAAUUGGCCAUACUCUAUGCGUAAUGAGAGUAAUCAGGAGUUUACUUUCUUUCAAGCCGACCCUCAUCUGGAUGAUGAUGAAGAUAGGCCGACCAACUUCCGACCGAUACUAUACAAGCUGCCGCCCCGAAGUAUUAUGCCCUAUGCAUGGGACUUUCCUGCCGCGAGAAAUAAGGAGUUAGUACUUGUAGUUCGCAACCACUCCAGACAUGUCCGCCUCUCAGAAAUCGGGAACCUUAUACCGUUCAAGAUUGAUAGCGAUACUGUAGGCGAAGAUGGGCGACCAUUACGAAAAAUAAUCGAGAUCAAUGUCAUCGCCGAUGGUCCUACUCAGACUCUUGUCCUAUCCAACUACAAGGCUUCUAAAAGUUUGUAUAAGCCAAAACCAAAUGUAUCUUCUAGUAGUGUUGCUACUGGUUUUGAAGUCAGAGAUGCGGACAACACAGAAACCUUCCAAGCGCAGCUUCGGUUUGCUGGUAUUGGAAUCUCAUUGAUCAACAGGCAGCUGAAAGAACUAGCCUACAUAACCUUCCGCGACUUAGAACUGAAAUUCGGCGAGUCUAAACUACAACAGAGCAUCACGUUAUUUAUCAAAUGGAUCCAAAUUGAUAAUCAGCUUUAUGGGGGAAUAUUUCCUAUCAUCAUGUAUCCUAGUGUGGUGCCUAAGACGGGCAAAGAGAUAGAUACUCACCCAUCCCUUCGAUUCGAAGUAACUCGGGUCAAAGAUGAUUCAUAUGGUGUUCUUUACAUUAAAUUGUUUAAUGUUUUGCUGCAACAAAUGACGGUUGAAAUUGACGAAGACUUCAUUUAUGCACUGCUAGACUUCUCGAAGAUCUCCGGCGCAAGUUGGUCUGAAAGAGAGGAGGGAAAGCUGUGUGACGAUGAUUUGGAACUCCCAGAGCCCAAGACUGUCAGUGCCGGUCAGGACUACUAUUUCGAACAGUUUUGCAUUCAACCUAUGCAACUUGAUUUGUCACUGCUGCGAACCGAGGUUGUCAAUGCUGAGGAUAAGACAACUUCCCGAAAUCCUUUGAUGUUUGUACUAAAUGUCUUGACAAUGGCAAUUGGAAAUAUCAACGACGCACCAGUAAAACUCUCGGCAUUGAUGUUUCCAAACGCCAGGGUUUCUAUGCCAGUUCUACAGCAAAGACUCGCGGCACAUUACAGUCAAGAAUUCCUCUAUCAGAUUCACAAUAUUUUGGGUUCAGCAGACUUCUUGGGAAAUCCCGUGGGCCUUUUCAACAACAUUAGUUCUGGUGUUAUUGACAUAUUCUAUGAACCAUACCAGGGAUUUAUCAUGACAGAUCGUCCGCAAGAACUAGGUCUCGGAAUCGCAAAGGGGGCUACUAUGUUUGUGAAGAAGUCGGUAUUUGGCGUGUCUGAUAGCUUUUCCAAAUUUACUGGUAGUAUUUCAAAAGGUCUUUCGGCUGCUACUUUCGACAAACAAUUUCAGGAUCGCAGACGUAUUUCUCGUUCACGUAACCGACCAAAGCAUGCACUCUAUGGUGUCACCCAAGGCGCAAAUUCAUUCAUCACUAGCUUAGCGAGUGGGGUAGGUGGACUGGCACGUAAACCACUUGAAGGGGCGGAGCGCGAAGGAGUUUCCGGAUUUUUGAAGGGAAUUGGCAAAGGGGUGGCCGGCUUUGCUACUAAACCUGUUAUUGGAGUAUUCGAUCUUGCAUCAAAUGUUUCUGAAGGAGUCCGCAACACAACCACAGUAUUUGAUGCAGAUGGCCUAGACCGUGUCCGAUUGACUAGAUAUAUUGGCCAGGACGGCGUUGUUCGGCCUUAUUCUCAGCGAGAGGCUCUUGGCCAAUUUUGGCUGAAGAAUUUGGAUACCGGGAAAUAUUUCAACGAGGAGUACAUUGCACACCUGGAGCUCCCGGAACAGGACGUUGUCGUGAUAUUGACGUAUACCCGCAUAAUGCUUGUCAAGUCGAAAAAGCUAUAUACCGAGUGGGACGUCCAACUCAAGGAUUUGCAGACUAUCAGCAUGGAAAGAACGGGAAUAGUUCUCAUAUUGCGUGGAAAUCGACAGGGUCCAUUUAUUCCAACAAAGGACGAAUCUUCGCGGAAAUUCCUAUUUAAGAAAAUUGGGCUUGCAGUAAAUUCAUUUAACAGUACUGCAGCUCUUUCUUAG